This is a messenger RNA of Tetrahymena thermophila SB210, 987 nucleotides long. RefSeq lists its product as hypothetical. Lineage: Eukaryota; Ciliophora; Oligohymenophorea; Hymenostomatida; Tetrahymenidae. The record is from RefSeq and is a predicted model, not a curated record. The transcript has 7 exons.
AUUAGUUAAAAUUAAUUAAAAUAAGUAAUAAAUCUUAAUUUAUCUACAAAGUCAAUCCAAUAUUCUAUUUUAGAAAACAUGAAACAUUAAAUUAAAAAAUUGGAUUUAUCAAAAAUAUAAACAUAUUAAAAUGGUUUAUAGUAAUCUUACCAUUAGUAGAAAAGCUAAAAAAAAACUAUCAAUCAAGACCAUACUUGUCUUACUGAUAGAUAGAAAGAUAUGCCAUUCAAUAAAAAUAAUGAAUCAGCUAUACUUUCGAAUAUCAAAUCAUAAGAUGAUAAAAGCAUUAAAAAUAUAAUUAAAUAAUAUAAGAGUAUCAUAUCUCCUGAAUCCAAACUUAGCACAGAAUUAAAAAAUUAGAUUUUAUUAGGAAUUAGAUAGCAUUUAAAAGAAUAGAUUGAAAUGUGUAAUUAAAUGAGCAAAGUCAAAAAAGUUUUUAAGCUAGAAGUAUAAUUAUCAAAGAAUAAGCAUGGAGAUGCUUAAGAUUUGCUUGAGUCAUCAAGAAAAGCUAAAUAAAUGGUUUCAGAUUAUUAUAGUUUUUAUGUAGAAUAUGCUAACAAGAAUUACCAAAAACCAAGGCCCUCUGUAUGUGCAACUUCUAGAAAAAAUUCUCCUUAAAAAUAUAUAACAUAAGAUGAGUUAUUAAUGAAUGGCAAUUAAUCUAGUCGCUCAAAACGAAGCUAGAGACUUGAAUAUAUUUAGCCAAAACCUGUAUCUAUUUUUUCUAUAAUAUGUUCAAUAUAAAAAGAUAAUAAAAAAAUGAAAGAAAUUAUUCAAUUAAUGAAAGAUAAUAUUAAAGAUCUAGAAUAAACAGCUUUAAGCUUUCAAGUCCAGAUAUAGCAUUUCAAAAUAAAUUUUUGUGAAUAUGAAUAAAUUUUAGAAGAAAAAUGUAGGUAUGAAGACGACUUAAGUUAAAAGCACUUGAUAUCGAUUUUUAUGAAGUCAAUUAAAUAAAAAUAGAUUUUGUUUUAGAAAUAUUAAAGGUGA